GACACAGUCAUAAUGACAAGUGCAGAUGUUGUUUAUGACAAAAUCCACUUCAGACAUGACCCUAAAUGGAGCGGCCGCCUGGGGGCUGUGGAGGGGGGCCGUGGGCUGCUCUGUGUGGCUUGUGUCAUUGAAAUGAUUGAGAGCGAGGAUGUUGCGUCGGCGAGGAAGUCUCAUGCCUUGUCUGGUGUCAGCGGGAUGCUGAAGAGUUCUCCGGGGGCUUUGAGAGAGCUGCUCCAACAGGACCAUCGCGUCUCUCUGCAUUUCACAGUUUCACUACUGGGGAUGCUUCAAACCACGGAGAACCCAGUCACUCUGGAAAAGGUUGAGCAAGUGCUCGUCCAGCUGCUGCUCGAGCUCCAGAGUGAGCUGUCAUUCCACUUUGUGUUUGAUGAGGUGAACAAACAGCUCCGCGACCAGCUCAGUUUGAAGCGGUUCCUGGCUACGUUCAGAUUCUUGGGGUCCCUCCUGAACGCCGCCCCUCACGUUGCCAAUCGUCUGGUCACCGAACACGUGCCCUUGCUCAACAACCUGUGCUCAGCGUUGCUGUGCGCCGAUGAAACGUUGAAGACCUCGGUGGUAAAUGUUUGGCUCCAGAUGCUGGGGGCACCUGGGGCUUCGGCCGCCCAGUCCCUGCCCUCCGCCGUCAGGGACAGACUGUGCGUCCUGCUGCUUCAGACCUUAGCCAGCGCCGACUCCCUGCAGCUCAUCAGGAUUUGUGUCGGCCUGUUAUUGCAGCUAGUGCAGCUGGGCGAGGCAGUGUCAGUUCUGAUGAACUGCCCCGGCAGUCAGAUCGUGUGCGAUGAGAACCAGGACGUCCUCGCCAACAACAGCCAGAUCCUCAGCCAAAACCAAGAGCAACAGCCCCCUGACAACUGCCCUCUGCCUCUCGUACUGAAAAAGUUGCUGCUGAGUGGUGAUGAAACGUUGCAGGUGACCAGCUCCAAGUGUAUUGCAUCUGUUCUGGUUCAUUCCCCUGCUCAGUACAGUGGUCCCUUCAUCAAGGCCAACGUACCAGGGUUUCUGUUUGACUGUCUGGCCUGCACUAGCAAUGAGAUGCUGCUGUGGUCUGUGUACAGCUGUUUGGUGUUACUCACCGAGGACCCACUCUUCUUCUCCCAGUGUCACUCCGUCUACGGUAUUGAUUCCCUGGUGCGCAGUCUGAAGGAGGCUCUGACUCUGACCCGGCUUGAAGUGCCAAAACAGGGUUUGCUGCUGCUCACUGAAAUACUGGAAAGACAACCACCAAGCGUGCAUCUGUUCCCCAGUGGCCCCGGCUUUGUGGCCGUUUCAGAGGCUUUGGUGGCUGGAGUCUCCUCCUCGUGCCUCCUGGUAGCCACGCAGGCGGCCAGCGCCGCCUCCGCCUUCUUCAGACUCAACCACCAGUCCAGACCAGUCCAGUACAGAGAGCUGGAAGGACUCAUAGAGGCCAUCACUAACAGAUUCUCCGAGCUGACACUGGCCUCGUCCUCGUCUCAUCGCCGCAGCUCUAGGAGGUCAAAUCCAUGCAGCCCGUCUUCUCGGUCCGAAGCGUUUCUUCUUCGGGCCCUGGUCUCUAUUCAAGCUGCCUGCAGGUUGGCGGAGGAGUGUGCGUCAGAUCCCGUCCUGAAGGAGAACACGUUCACAGCUCCGCACAAACAGAGCGACACUCAGGACUCGCUGGACGCUCUGUGUCGGUGUCUGCUGCGCUGCUGCGACUCCGUCUGGAUACCCACUGUUAUUCGGACGUGUGAAUGUUCGCCCAACGCUCAGAUGCUGCAGCCCUUCUACUCCAUCCUCUCCUCCCAGUUCUCCCUGCUUCCGUCGCUCAUGCCUGUCUUUGCUGACAAACUAGCGUCGUCUGGUUUCUACGGGCUGGCUGUGGAACACAAAGGCCUCCUCUGUGCUGACAACAGGAACCCCGGCCUGAAUGCGUGUUGCUGCGGUUUUCUACAGAAACUCAGCGUGUGUUUACUCUCCCAGUCAGAGCCUCCGCCCGCCCCCCACCAGAGAGAUGUAGCUGAGGUGGAGACUCUGCUGCUGCACAACCUUCCCUCCCUGUGCUGCCGUCUCUCGGACUGGCCGUCCCUGCUGUGUGAUCAUCAGGGUCCGAGGGCCACUCAGUGCUGCGUCCUGAUAAUACUCCACCUGGCUCUGCAGCGGGGGGACCGGCUCCUCCCGGACCAGGCGGUUUUCUCCAGCGUGAUGUGGCUGUUGCAGUCGGUGCAGGAGGAGCAGGGCGGCUGUGGUUUGCCCCGCUCUGUGCUCCGCUCUGCCCUCUACCUGCUGGCUGUGACGCAGGAGAACAGCCCCGGUCUAGACGGGGCCCGUUUGAACUGCAUCAUCAAGUCGCUCUCCUCCUGCCAAAGCUUCCCUUCCCUCUACUUCCACCAUCCUGCCCUCCUCCACUUCAUCUGUCGCUACCCGGAGCUAGCCGAGAGAUUCGGACCCCUGGUUUUGGAACUUUGGUUGAGCAACAAAGACGCAACAAAGCCGAGCGUGGUGGCAGACAUUCAAGAGAAGGGUGAAAUAAAAGGAACCCAUGCAGACGAGAGUCAGGAUCAGGAGCCGGACUCAGAAACGACGGCGCUGCUGACUCUGAUGGAGAAAUAUCCAGCUGUCACGCUGACCCUCCUGGACAUGAUGCACACCGGAGACUCUCCCCUGGCUGAGCGAGCUCUGGGCGUCCUGGAAGUGUUUCUGCGCGGUCGAAGAGACUGUAAGAAAGACUUGUGUGCAGGCCUGAGGCCGGCGUUGCUGCAGGCGUUACAGCGGCUCAACGUGGACGACACGGGCCACGGUGCACACGUGAACUCGCUCCCUCUGCUGCUGAAGCUGCUCGGUGUGAUGCAGGCCAGCGAGCCGCCUCCCCCGACCCUCCACAGCAACAUGGAGGGAGUGCACUUCAAGCUGCUUUACCACGUCAGUAACGUAGCAGGAAGGCUUCAGUCCACCAACACAGAGACGCUGCUUCCUGCCCUCAACUACCUGUACUGCUGCCUGACUGUGUCCCCCCCACACUGCACGGACAGAGCUGUCUCCAUGCUGCUCUCCAACAGUGGGCUGAUGGACCAGCUGCAGACCAUCCUCUCCUCCUCCUCCUCCUCUGCUCCAUCCCUCUCUCCACCAGCCAGUCCUCCUUCGGCCCUGCUGUGCUGCUGCCACCUACUCCUGUCCUCCCUCGUUACCUUGCAGCGUGUUCACUCUGCUCAGGUCCAUAAGAGCAUCGGCUGGAGUCUGGACACAGCCGUGCAGCGACUCCUGCUUCAGAAACGAAACACAGACAAACUCUUGCUGGUCAGCUACUUGAGGUUCCUGCAGGUUCUGCUAGAUGCCGACCUGGUAUCGGCUGUGGUGCGUCUGAGCACCGGUCCUGGUUUGGUGGGGUCCAGACCCCUGGAGGUGGAGGACGGAGCUUUGUUCCCUCUGGGCUCCAGAGGAGCCCGGUGCCUCUCAGCAGCUCUCAGUGGGCUGCUUCUGCAGAAGCACGAGUUCCUGUUGAGAGCGUCAGUGAACUGCCUGGGAGCUUUGCUGGGCUUCCUUCAGAGGAGGAGUCCCACUGCAGCCCGGCUGGUGUCGUCUCAGCCGUGGAGUCGGUUCCUGCUCGUCUGCCUGCUCGGCUCAGCGGAGAGCUGCCUCCUCCACCCCGCCAUCCUCAGACUCAUCGCACAUCUGGUGCAGGACUCUGGCGUCGCUGCGCUGCAGGAGUCUGACCUGCUCCGGGUGAUGGAGGCCGUGGAGCGGAGGGGGCUGAAGGAGCUCAGCCAGGAAGCAGCUCAGGCCCUGAGGCUCCUCCUGACGCAGAUCCAGACCAGCGUCCUCCUGCCCACGGAGGAGCACAGGCACAGAGCCAGGACUCUGGUGGAGGCGCUCGGCCCACAGACGAGCGACCAGAGCUGCAGCCCUGACCUGUCAAACCACAUCCUACGAGCUGGAGACGUGUCCGUCUGUCUGUCUGACUUCUCACUGUUACAGGACUGAUGCUUCACAUUCGUUGUUUUGUAAAUGAUUAAUUUAACAGUUGUUUUCUGAUCGUUCUGUUCUGAUCUGAAAGAAGUUUUUCCUCCUUUAGUUUCUACUGAGAAAUAAUUUUACUGCACGUGUUUGUUAGAAUGUGUUUCCUCUGUAAAAAAAAUAUAUUUGUGCCUUUGUUUUGGGCCAGAAUUCAUUAUAAAUGUAAAGCAGCCACAGUAACACAGAUUCAUCUCAGCCACUGAGCAACUAUUUCCACUUUUAUUUAUCCUUUCAUAUCCUUCCAUAUGUACUUAUUAUUUUUAUUAUUUCUCUUUGUAUUUAGCGUUUUUUAUUAAUUCGUCUUUACAUUUCCACCUUUAUUUUUUAUUUAUCUUUAUAUUUCUUCAUUUAUCUAUUUCAUUAUUUUAU
Messenger RNA from Mugil cephalus (flathead mullet), 4359 nucleotides. RefSeq names its product meiosis inhibitor protein 1. The transcript has 32 exons. Lineage: Eukaryota; Metazoa; Chordata; Actinopteri; Mugiliformes; Mugilidae. Gene Ontology annotation, biological process: meiosis I. The coding region runs from base 13 to 3957 and encodes 1314 amino acids. The record is from RefSeq and is a predicted model, not a curated record.